This is a messenger RNA of Exophiala spinifera, 1233 nucleotides long. RefSeq lists its product as uncharacterized. The transcript has a single exon. Lineage: Eukaryota; Fungi; Ascomycota; Eurotiomycetes; Chaetothyriales; Herpotrichiellaceae. The record is from RefSeq and is a predicted model, not a curated record. Bases 1 to 1233 code for a protein of 410 amino acids. Gene Ontology annotation, biological process: secondary metabolic process. Gene Ontology annotation, molecular function: hydrolase activity; carboxy-lyase activity. Gene Ontology annotation, cellular component: cytoplasm; cytosol.
AUGACCCGUGCCCCUUUUGAAAAGCCCAUGCCUAUACCAGAUGACCUCAAUCCCUCUACUCACCGACCUACGUGGUACGGAACACCCUCUGGUAUACAGAUCGUUGACUUUCUUGCUGGGCAGACUCACAUGUACCCUCCGUCGUACAUCAAACUACUGUCGUCGCGCACCACAGUCCCGUACAUUCACCAGCCGUCCGAGCCUGGUGCCGACCCGAGACUGAUCAUCCUCGCUUCCGACGAUGACACUUCGCGACCCAAGUCGUCCCGGGGGCGGCCCGUCGACGAGACGUAUUCGUCGUUCGACUCCAAGCGGCAGUUCAUGACCACGCACGGAAUCACAUGCAGCGUCAUCAGCCUCGCAAACCCGUGGCUGGACUUCGUCGAGCCGUCGUCCGCGCUCUCGACGGCCCAAGAGAUCAACGACGACCUCGAAAGGGCCUGUGCCGAGAACAACUCUUCCCCGGCGAGCAAGGACGUCAAGCUGUACGCGUUCGGCUGUCUCCCGUUGUCCGCGCCGGCAAAGGACGUCGUGUCCGAGAUCCAGCGCCUCAAGACCCUCCGGCACGUCAAGGGCGUCAUCAUGGGCACGACGGGCUUGGGCAACGGCCUGGACGACCCGGCCCUGGACGACAUCUACGCCGCGCUCGCAAGCACGUCGACGCUGGUGUUUUUGCACCCGCACUACGGACUGCCCGACUCUGCGUUCGGCGGCCCCGAAGUCGUCGCACAGUUCGGCCACGUGCUCCCUCUCGCCCUCGGGUUCCCUCUCGAGACCACAAUCGCCGUGUCGAGGAUGUACCUCUCCGGCGUCUUCGACCGCCACGCCAAGCUCGAGUUCCUGCUGGCGCACUCCGGCGGCACCCUGCCGUUCCUGGCCGGCCGGAUCGAAUCGUGCGUGGCGCACGAGCGCGAAUUCAUCGCGAACGGCGGGCACAGGCAGGGGCCCCAGCGGUCGAUCUGGGACGUCUUGCAGUCCAACAUCUACCUCGACGCGGUCAUCUACGGGCAGCCUGGGCUCAAGGCCGCGAUCGAGGCCGCCGGGAGCGUGGAUCGCGUCAUGUUCGGCACCGAUCACCCUUUCUUUCCACCGCUGGGAGACGAGGAGGACGCCAAGUGGCUGAGUGUGGAGAGUAACAAGGUCGCCAUAGGCGGAUGUUUUCCUCAAGACCAAGAUGCCAGGAGGAAGAUCCUGGGUGGAAACGCAGUGAGAGUACUCGGGCUGGAUGUAUGA